Rodentolepis nana is the source of this 1470-nucleotide messenger RNA. The record is from the annotation of a GenBank genome assembly. Lineage: Eukaryota; Metazoa; Platyhelminthes; Cestoda; Cyclophyllidea; Hymenolepididae.
AUGGCGUCUACCGAUUUUAUCCCCACAGUACAAAAUUCCACAAAUGCUACAGAUUUGCCUGAUUUCUGUGAACCUCUCUAUGUUUCCGGAUUUCUUCACAUUCUUGUGACCCAUGUCAGUCUCAGCAUUGCUAUCCUCGGUAUUCCAGCUAAUAUUCUCGCUCUAAUUGUCCUCAACUACCGUGUUUCUAAUAGAAAUCCCACUCAAGUCCUUCUGACAGCUCUCGCUAUUGAGGAUAUACUAAUAAUAAUUUUCUACAGUAUUUACUAUAUUGCUAUUCACUAUUUUGAAUCAGAUAACAUUGAAUGGCUAGGAAAUUUGCGAUAUGUUGAUACUCCACUAUUCUACUUAGUCAAUUCAACAAAGAUGAUUGAAAUAUAUACAGUGGUACUUUUAAGUCUGGAACGCUAUGUCGCUAUACGAUGGCCUUUGAAGGCUGCCCGGCUUUGCUCUGUUGGACGUACGAAGCGAGGUCUUCGAAUAAUUGUGGUGCUUUCUGGAAUAUUUAAGCUUCCAAAUUUUAUAUUUGAUUACCGAGUUUUGAGGUGGAAUAAUGCUUGCCAAACUUACAGAUUGGAACCCGUAUUUGGUUCUGAGUCAUGGUACCCAACCUUUAAAUUGGCCUAUGUUCAAAUUCUCGACCAAGUCUGUUCCUUUGUCAUUCCACUGAGCCUUCUCAUCUUCUUAAACUGUGGUCUUAUUCUAAGAAUUCGUCGUUUUACCAGACGGCAUACUCACGGGCACUGGGUUGGUGCAAAUGAGAUGAGUUUGGAUAAUUCAGCAUAUAGUAAUAUGUAUUACUCGGAGGCUUCACCAAACACAUUUAGUAGUAUUGUCUACGCAGAUAAAACUGUAUUGACAAGAAACCUGCCGUUUCAAACAUCUUUUCGAUUCCGAAGAAAUCAUACCGAUAAACAUAGUCUCAGCAGUGAACAAGAGGAACCGACGAGUCGGACAACUACUUGUACAGAAGGUGUUUGUUUAACAAGUAUAACAUCGGAAUCAAGACAAAGAAAUCUGAAUUCAAAAAACCAGAGCAUUUUGCUUACUCUAGUGGGGGUUGUAACAGUUUUCAUAAUAUGUGAGACGCCUACGACAGUGUGCUUUCUAUUUGAAAUGGCGACUUUGAUUUACAGACUCUAUCAAGGAGAUUUCAACGACACCGCCAGUACCAAAGAUUCUGUUCUUUUGGUGACUUCAGACAAUUUGUACUACUAUGCUUAUCCAGUUGCUCUAUUGCUCGUCUUAGUUGGAUGCUCUUCAAAUUUCUUCAUUUACAUGCUGUUUGUUAUCAUGGCGCAUAAAAUGUGCUGCUGUAAGGAUAAAACAAAAAAAGCCACAAACUAUGGCCUUGUUAAACCGCUGAAACUUCUCAGCCGAAGCAAAUCGAUAAAGACCCACCCACCUCGACCGCCUGGUCGUCCAAUGCGAAUCGAAGCAGACAAGGUCAUAUUGAAUUCAAACAGCUAA